This is a messenger RNA of Medioppia subpectinata, 558 nucleotides long. NCBI's taxonomy places the organism in Eukaryota, Metazoa, Arthropoda, Arachnida, Sarcoptiformes, Oppiidae. The record is from the annotation of a GenBank genome assembly.
UUAAUUAAAGCCAAGAAUUUGAGUCAAUGCACGGAAAAGGAUUUGAUUUCAAUAUUUCCCAAAAAGAGAGCCAAUAAUUAUGUGAAUAUUGCAAACGAUUUAAUGGAAAGCAAUGGUCGCCAACCUUUACAAACAGAUGAUACCAAUUGUAACCACAUUAAGACCGACGACGCGUUCAAAACAGUGGAAAGCAGUUUAAAUAUGAAUGAAUAUUUCAAAACUAAAAUGAAUAAAUUGAAGCUUAAAAUGAAUUCAUCACAAGUGAUGGACGAUAUCAUUGACACUAAAAGCAGUGAUGAAGUGAUUACUGAAGAGACCAGUUGUCUGACUGAAGAUGACAACACAUGUGAUGACAAAACUACUAAUUUAAGUAAUGAAACGAAUAGUAAUUCAAAUAAUUCCGAAACGGACUCUAAUUUGAGUGAAAAUAAUCGCAAGAAAAGGAAGAAAUUGAAACGAAAACUACUCGAACAGAGUUUAGGACAUAAUAUCAAUGCAGACAUUGAAGUGAAUGAUGCGAACGAAUCAAAUAUAUUGAAUAAUAGCGAGUCUAAGAAA